Messenger RNA from Coprinopsis cinerea okayama7#130, 3774 nucleotides. RefSeq lists its product as hypothetical. NCBI's taxonomy places the organism in Eukaryota, Fungi, Basidiomycota, Agaricomycetes, Agaricales, Psathyrellaceae. The record is from RefSeq and is a predicted model, not a curated record. Bases 1 to 3774 code for a protein of 1257 amino acids. Gene Ontology annotation, molecular function: DNA binding. The transcript has 12 exons.
AUGUACACGUCUCGGCAACAGGUUCCAUAUCAAGGAGGAGUCGGCAUCGCGUACACCAGUCCAGUAAAGAAGAGGAAUAGGCGCAAGGAAAAAACGGCUGCGGAACCCUUUGGGAGCGGUGGGGUGAAGCAAGCUUUGCUGGAUGCACUCGACUUUCUCGAUGAGCAGGAGGACGGAAUGAAUGAAGAAGUCAACGUUGUAGCGGAACGCCCCUCAAGCCCAGGAGAUUUUGCCAUGGAAUGUCACCAUUGCCCGGAAGACAUAUCACCGUUUUUUGGAGGCGACGAUUGCGUGGGAGAGGCCGCCACGGAGACCGAACUCUUGGACUCGGAAGCACUGAUGCCACCCUACGACGCCGACGAAUCCUACGCCGACGACGGCGCCUCGACUUUCCCCGCCAACGAUGACGCACCAACAAUGCGAGGCGAGGUAACCGAAGCCGCGACUGCGACUGCGCGUCUUCAUUCCAACUGGGCCACCACUCUUCCAACUCUUCAAGACCCUUACCUUCAUUUCAAAGCGCAACAAUACGGAAAGCCAGUACCACCUCUCGCGACAAGCAUCGGCUUUCAAUGUCAACACCCACCAGGCCAGUGUGUAUAUUCGUCUAACGAGGUUCAGGUGUUGAAGUUAGAUGGUUUUUGGAAUAUCACAGCCUUGUCGUGUAAAUGCGACUCACUGUGUAAAGUACUUGUCCGGAACGGUUUCUUCCCGUCAUCGCCAGCUGUACCUCGCUUAGCCGUUGCCAUACCACUGCUUGACUUCUACCACUCCCUGUUCGAAGAGUCCUGUGACGCCGUGACUGCAUUUUCUGAGGCGUGUCGAAAGUACUACAAGCGCAGAGGAUUCCAUCAUCGGAACAGCAACGGACAAGACCACAACGAUGCAUGGCGACGGUCCUUGACACAAGCCAUCCAAUGGUACGACAACCUACUCGUAAUGAUUGCCAAAGCAGUCGAUGAAGCCCUCCAAAGCGCGGACCGGAUGCUUUUCCCCUCCCUGCAGCCUGCGUCGCUCGAGGGAAUUCCGAUAGUGCCCCAAGUGCUCACCACGGUCCUACAACCCCCCCCAGAAGAACUGUCCUCGAAUUCCCAACCCACAGACCCGGGCCCUCCACCAUCGGCGACACCAUCCGCACCGCAAAUGGAGAGUCCUCCAGCAACGACGAAUCCACCAAAGAAACCACGGGGAAGGCCACGAAAAAACGCCCCGAAGGCGCAAACUGCCGCCGUUGAGACUACCAAGAAGAAACGAGGAAGACCGCCCAAGAAUGCCGCAAAGCCAACCCCAAACCCUUCUACCAACCAGCCCGCGAGCGAAACGACAGCUCCGCGCAAACGAAGAGUCAGAGUGGAGCUUAAAGAAGAUUUCGAGGAUGCUCAGGAGAGGAUGUUACGGGACGCCAGGGUCGAAUGUGACUGGGUACUCCAGCAAAGGUGCCCCGCAUGCUUCUCGUCCAAAACCUUUGGGAACAAGGCCAAUGGAGGCGCAAGUAACAUACAGGUCUGCGUCGACGGCAACUUCAGCCACCGUCACAUCCGCCGGGAUACGGACCACCAGCGGCAACAUUUUCCACCAGAAUAUUACCUCCCCAAGGCCUAUGUUGACAAGGUCGGCAACCACAUCGAUCUCGUCCGCGACAACCAGCCCAAAGCUCGUGACCCGAAAGUGCCAGACGAAGCCGUCGAUGAAUGCGAAGACGGGCAUAUCGCCGGGAAAGGGACGAAUGUCAAGACCAGUACCCAAAUGUACGAUGACACCGGUACGAUGGCCCUCGUAUGCCGACACGAUGUCCCGCUUUUCCUGGCCAACAUCGACACCCCUGGUGAGCAGCAAAAGUACGGCGUCGCCCUAGUCAAGAAACUGUACUCGCUCUUGCCCAAGGAUGCCACCGUGGAUGUUUUUUACGAUGUAGCCUGUGUCCUUGACCGGAGCCUCGAGACUUACGAUAUCCUACCUGAGGCUCUCACGAGCCGACUAUCCCUUAUCACCAGCGCCAUGCAUUCGUACGCCCAUCAAUGGUUGUGCCAGCUUUACUACAACCCUCGACUGCGCAAGUUCACGGGGCUCACGGACGGAGAAGGAGUUGAACGGUUCUGGGCUAAGCAUCGGCGGGUAAUACCCCUAAUGCGGGUGUCAGGGCGGGAGAAACGUCUACAGCUAAUUGACCGCCACACGGCCGCUAUUGGGGCUCAGGCACGCGAUGGACUUGGAGCGUGGAUCAAAGCCAGGGUCAAGGUGGUAGAAAAAUUCCGAGUCGAGGCCACCACAGAGCUUCGAGCUUGUGGUGUCCCCGUUGCAGAACUCCGCGACCUAUGGGCGGACCAACAGAAAGCAGGGAAGUCGAUACGAACGCUGCGACCGUCCAAACUCAAGAAAGAUAUGGACGUGAUUUUGGUGUUACAGUCCGACCUCGACCGCAUCGAAGGACGCAUCGAAGAAGUCGUCAAUGGGCUCGACGACGAGUUCCCCGAAGAACACAAACAAGGGCUGCUCACCGCUUUGAACGCUGCCCACGCCGCCCUCAAGGAUCGCAUUGAGGCCACUUACAUGGCCAUCAACGUGGGUGACGCACACCCAGACCUUCAGGGGCUCGACUACGAGUUUGUCAAGGCGUUGCUUCUCCUUCGUGAUCUCAAAAUCAAUAUACGCCGUCGCGCAAUAGCACAAUUUUUCGAACGGGAAAAACUUCAACAGCCAUCCCAAGGACGGGCCAACCCACUCGGCACCAAUUUACAUCAGCUGACACGUAAGGCCAUUGCGAAACGCCAGCCGGCCCUCCAAUCUGCAAUUCGCCGGUUCAACACCCAGCUUCUUCCGACCGAUCUCGACGAGCUGCGCGAUCAUUCCGAUAUCAUGGAGGAUGUCUGGACAACUCACAGUCCCCUCCCGGUCCCCAAAUGGUUCUCAAGUGCCGAAGUGCGCAAGGGUAUCCGUGCGAUGCUCAAACUAGACCGAUGCCAAGAAGAGGUCCACCGCCUGGGUAUAGAAGCCGACAAUCUUUGUCGGUGGUACGGACGUCAGCUGGCAGAUAUCGAGUUUGCCCUAACGCAACCAGCAGGGCAAAGUGUUGCACUCGAGCUCGUCAUCUACCGGGACCACCUGUACUCCCUCAAGGCGAGCUGGGCCAACACCUUCGCUAGCACCGUGCGGUUUGACGCGCAGAUUGCGGCCUCCAAAGUCGUCGCACCUGUUGACCAUCCGGCCCCUCUUCGAUGGAUCACGCCCACAGUUUCAGCAUUCGAGCCAGCCACUCAGCACGACCCGUUGCCGCCUCCAGAUCACGAACCUGCGCUCGAUACCACACCUAUCCUUGAUGACGAAGAGAUCUAUGGAGGAUAUGAGCCACCGCGCAAGGUUUCCAAGCCCAAGUUCACGUACUUAUGGGCCAGUCCUCCCGGUAUCCUUCGCGACGACGACGUCUUCGACCUGCUCGGCUCUCUACCAGCCUCAAUCCCAGACACAGAGCACUGUAUUCGACAAACCGGCGCUCGCAUCGGUGUUCGGAAAGGGCUCAUUGAGGUGAGCCGUGCAACCCUUGACCUCAUGGCGUCACCCUCUGCCGUAUUGGACGAUGACACCGUGAACACUGGCGGGGCACUUCUGCAACACAUUUUCGCCGAGCCCAACACGCCAAGCGCCGGCUACAGCAGUAACUGCGCCGUUUUUUCAUCAUUUGACAUCCUUGCAGUUCGAAGUCAGUAUGGAUACUCCCGAUCCAUCGACAAGAUCAUUGGGUUGUGUGUGCCAUUUACCCCAGCCAUCGACGAAUAA